AUGACCGACGAAGAAUCCCGACCUUCAACGGAAAUCUUCGCCAUCCCCGAACCAACCGUGACCUUCCUCCCGGAGACCGACCCCGCCCACCCGACGGUCCUCCUGGAACCCUACCACGUCGACCUCCUCCCGGAAUACGACUACAUCAGCCAGGAGUACCUGAUCUCGGGCGCCGCGCAGGGCCACUCGUACUGCACGCGCCUGCUGCUCCGACGGCCCGCGGACCCCGCCCGGUUCUCGGGGUUCGUGGUCGCCGAGCCCUCGCACCUGUGGGGCGGGACGAGUAUCUGGCGGCAUGUGAAUCGGUGGGUUAUGCGGCAUGACCACGCCUGGCUCGAAAUCGACUCGCAAGCCCCCUCCGCGAUCGGGAAGCUCAAGAACGUCGAUCCCGAGCGCUACGCAGCCAUGGCCUUCACGCCCGGCCCGACCUACGAUGAGUUCUCGGACAACAUUCCCGUCGAGGACGGGAGCGAGGAAGAAACUCUCUCCAAAGAGCAACUCUGGCAAGCCUACGACGCCUUCAAAGCGAAAUGGUGGCCCGCCACGACCCAGUCCCCGGAGAUCCUCACGGCGGCGUCGCACGCCCUCCGCGCGGGCCUGCUGGGCGGCCUAACGGCGCGGUGGGUGGUGCUCAGUGGCCUCUCGCAGACUGGCGGCCUUACUCGGCGGUUCAUCACGCACUCCGGGCAUUUAAGGUUGCCGGAUGGGGAGACGGCUCCGUUCGAUGGGUUUUUGCCGUGUCAGUCGGGCGGCACGACGCCUUUGCCUGACUGUGUAUCCGGGGGUAAGAUUAUUGAGUUGCUGGGGGAAUCGGAGUUCUUGUCGGUGCGGUAUCCCUGUGGGGUGAGUGGGCAGAUGCAUUGGGAGAGGACGGCGCAUCGGAGGCCGCAGAGCGAGGGGUAUAGGCUGUAUGAGGUGGCGGGGAUGGGUCAUCGCGAGUCGAGGUAUUACUCUGCCGUGGAUCGGGAGUCUGGGAAAGGCGAGGGAGAGGGGGUAAGAUGGAGCACUGUUGCGAAUUCGUUUGUGUAUCAUGCUGUGUUUGAAGCGAUGCGGCGGUGGAUUGUUGAGGGUGGAGACGGCGGGUUCACGCCGCCGGAUAGUGUGUGGAUUCGGACCGUUGGUGAGACAGAUGAGAUCGUGCGCGAUCGCUUUGGGAAUGCAUUAGAUGGGGUUCGGACGUUGCAUACUGAGGUGCCGGUGGCCAGGAUCGUGGCGGCGACGCCUCGCGGGAGGCCGAACUGGUAUUGUGGCUCAGAAUGGCCGUUCACGGAGGAAGAACUGCGGGCGCUGUAUGGAUCGGUGGCUGCAUAUCGCAGGCGGGCGGGGGCGGCGAUCGCCCGUCAAAUGAAGUUGAGCUUCCUUUUGCCUGAAGAUGCUGAAGUUCUUCGGCGCGAGACAGUGGAACGAGUGCAUUUCUGGAAGGAGCGGAACGCAUGA
This is a messenger RNA of Aspergillus brunneoviolaceus CBS 621.78, 1437 nucleotides long. RefSeq lists its product as uncharacterized. Bases 1 to 1437 code for a protein of 478 amino acids. NCBI's taxonomy places the organism in Eukaryota, Fungi, Ascomycota, Eurotiomycetes, Eurotiales, Aspergillaceae. The transcript is spliced from 4 exons. The record is from RefSeq and is a predicted model, not a curated record.